Sorghum bicolor (sorghum) is the source of this 3334-nucleotide messenger RNA. Its product is annotated as pentatricopeptide repeat-containing protein At2g22410, mitochondrial. The coding region runs from base 26 to 1942 and encodes 638 amino acids. Gene Ontology annotation, molecular function: protein binding; RNA binding. Gene Ontology annotation, biological process: RNA modification. The record is from RefSeq and is a predicted model, not a curated record. NCBI's taxonomy places the organism in Eukaryota, Viridiplantae, Streptophyta, Magnoliopsida, Poales, Poaceae. The transcript has 4 exons.
GCUCGGCGCUUCUCCUCGCCUUUCGAUGCUUACGCCCGCGCGCGCCGGCCACCAUCUCCCGUCCCUGCAGAAGCUGCUGCGCCAGUGCCGCUCCAUCCAGCGCCUCAACCAGCUCCACGCCCACCUCCUCGUCCACGGAUCCUUGUCCGCCGCAUCCGAUCUCCUCCUCGCCUCCUACUGCGCUCUUGCAAAGGCCGGACAUGGCGUCCUCUGCCACGCGCGCCGUCUGUUCGACGGAAUUCCUGGCCCGGACAGGGUCAUGUACAAUACCAUCAUCAGAGCCUACUGCAACAGCAGCUGCCCGCGGGAGGCACUACGCCUCCACCGCGGCAUGCUCAGGCGAGGGAUCCUGCCCAACGAGUUCACGCUGCCGUUCGUCGUCAAGGCGUGCACGAUAGCGCAGGCACGGGAGCAUGCUCUGGCCGUCCACGGCGUCGCUCUGAGGCUUGGCCUUGUGGGGCAGGUGUUUGUGGGAAACGCGCUUCUGCAUUCCUACGCGUCGGCUGGAUCUCUGGGGGACUCUAGGCGGUUCUUUGAUGAGAUGGUGGACAGGAAUGUUGUGUCGUGGAACUCGAUGAUUGGUGGGUACGCGCAGGCGGGUGAUACUAGAGAGGUGUGCUCCUUGUUCGGAGAGAUGAGGCGCCAAGGGUUCUUGGAAGAUGAGUUCACGUUGGUCAGCCUGCUCAUCGCCUGCUCACAAGAGGGGAACCUUGAAAUUGGUCGCCUUGUGCAUUGUCGUAUGCUGGUUAGUGGGUCUCGGGUUGAUCUGAUUCUUGAAAGCGCUUUGGUGGACAUGUAUGGUAAGUGCGGGGAUCUGUGGAUGGCUCGUAGAUGCUUUGAAAUGAUGCCCAUCAAGAGUGUCGUUUCAUGGACGUCCAUGCUUUGCGCUCAGACAAAGCAUGGCUCAGUUAAUGCUGCAAGAUGCUGGUUUGACCACAUGCCAGAGAGGAACAUAGUCUCAUGGAAUGCCAUGAUCUCUUGCUAUGUUCAACGUGGCCAAUGCCAUGAAGCUUUGGAUCUUUAUAACCAAAUGCAAUCCCAGGGUCUUGCUCCCGAUGAGAUUACCUUAGUGGCUGUCCUCUCUGCUUCUGGGCGAAUUGGCGACUUGACUGUAGGGAAGAUGGUACACCUCUAUAUUAGAGACAAUAUCUAUAAUCCUGAUGUCUCUCUAGUUAAUUCACUUCUGGACAUGUAUGCAAAAUGUGGUCAGGUAGACACAGCAAUCAGCCUGUUCAGUGAAAUGUGCAAUAGAAAUGUAGUUUCUUGGAAUGUUAUUAUUGGAGGGCUGGCAAUGCAUGGUCGUGCAUUGGACACAAUCACGUUCUUCAGAUCAAUGGUAACAGACUCCUUUGCACCAGAUGGGAUUACCUUUGUGGCCCUUCUUUCUGCAUGCAGUCAUGGGGGUCUACUAGAAACUGGACAGCAUUACUUUGAAUCUAUGAGACAUGUUUACAAUGUUAAGCAUGAAGUUGAGCACUAUGCUUGCAUGGUUGACCUUCUUGGCCGACGUGGCCAUCUUGAAAAGGCUGUUUGCUUAAUAAAAGAGAUGCCAAUGAAGCCUGAUGUUGUGGUCUGGGGUGCAUUGCUGGGGGCCUGCAGAAUCCAUGGGAAUGUCAAGAUUGGCAGGCAAGUGAUCAAGCAAUUGCUUGAACUGGAGGGCAUCAGUGGAGGUCUGUUUGUUCUAAUUUCAAACUUGUUAUACGAAACUCACCAGUGGGAAGACAUGAAAAGGCUCAGGAAGUUAAUGAAAGAGUGGGGAACGAGAAAGGAUAUGGGUGUUAGUUCAAUUGAAAUAAACAACAGCAUCCAUGAAUUUGGAGUGGAAGACAUUAGACAUGAAAGGUCAAGCGAGAUUUAUGCAGUAGUUGAUCAGCUGUCAUAUCACUUGAUUUCUUUGCAUCUCUUGGCUGUGCAUCCAGAAGAGCUAUGUGUGGUUGAGUGAAGGAAUGUAUUUGGGAUUCUUUUCAGGAUCAGUUAGUACAAGUUCAUAACAUUUUUGAGUCAGGUAAUCGUACUAUACAAAAUGAAGAUGGAUGUGGCUGGCACAUUGUUUUACAAGUGUUGUAUAAUAAAUGAGGGCAGUGACGUGUAUUUUGAGUUUGGAGGGAGUAAUGUUCAUUGCCAAGCACACCUCCUGUUGAAGCCUGAGGAUGUCAUGGUUCGCUGGGCAAGCCACUCACCCAAGCCCACAAAUUCAGCUGUCACUAUCUCCUGUGACUCUGAUGUUUCAACAAUAUAUGUGGAGAGAGAGACUAAAGCUCGGCAACAAGAUCUCAGCACACGUUCACAGAUUGAGUAUACCAUGGUAAGAGGCGCUGACUCCAGAAUCCAGAUGUAAAAGCAGAGCAAAGAUUGGUUGGUUUAACUGAACCGCAAGAUGAGGUGGGAUGGAUCCGUGCCCGCAUUAACCAGUUCGUGAUGCCUGCCACGUGCUUCUCUUAAUUGUGCACCGUGAGUACAUUACAGUGCAUUAGUCAAGUACUCAAGUAAGUGGGGGCCUGCAGUUUGCCGCUUGCCAGUUGAAGGCAGUUGUGCCCAUGGGGCCACUAUGCGUUGUGGUUUGGCAGUUAUUAUUAAGCGCCGAAAAGUAGUGAUUUGCCAUCGGCACAACGCAAGCACUAUUGGCUAACCGAGGGUUCUCGAGUCACUCCAGGAUGCCAACAGCACGUGGCAGCAUCACUUCGCCGAUCUGGAUCAGUGGCCUACUGGUUGGUACACAUUUCUUGUGAUGCUGUCUGCAAGUCCAUGGCUAGAUGAUUUGGUUCCGGCUAAUGGGAAUAUAUUGAUGCUUGGUGAGGUUGCUUUGCUCUUCUUCUUUUCUUGUUUUAACUUUAGAAAUCAUGGAACUGCUUUGUUUUUUUAAAGUUGUGAUGGUGGAUAAAGCAUGUUCCUAGAGCUUGCUUAGGGCACUCACAAUGCAAGACUCUAUCACAGAGUCCAAGACAAUUAAUUAUAUAUUAUUUAUAAUAUUUUGCUGAUAUGACAACAUAUUUAUUGAAGAAAGUGGUAACAAAAAUAAGACUCCAAGUCUUAUUUAGACUUUAAGUCCACAUUGUUCGAGGUAAUAAAUAACUUUAGACUCUAUGACAGAGUCUGCAUUGUAAGUGUCCUUAUGAUGACUUCAGUUGUGUGUGUUUUGGGGGGUAGGGGGGAUUCCACACCUAAGGCCUUGUUUGUAUGUUGUCGGAUUCAUCUUGAUCCACAGUUUAAGUUCCACUCAAUCCAUCCAACACAUGUGGAUUGAUGCAAAUCCGACUACAUCCAAACAAGGUCUAAAAUUCAUUUCAAACUGCCCCGGAAGAGGGGAUAACAGUAAUGUUACAAGAGAGAAAGU